This is a messenger RNA of Aspergillus steynii IBT 23096, 612 nucleotides long. RefSeq names its product cysteine hydrolase family protein. The transcript is spliced from 4 exons. Bases 1 to 612 code for a protein of 203 amino acids. The record is from RefSeq and is a predicted model, not a curated record. Lineage: Eukaryota; Fungi; Ascomycota; Eurotiomycetes; Eurotiales; Aspergillaceae.
AUGCCAGGCCCUGCCAACACUGCCAUCGUCCUGGUGGACCCAUACAACGACUUCCUCCAUCCCGAUGGCGUCCUGACACCGCGUCUAAAGGAUCUCAACGAGAGACAAACCGUCAAGCACCUCCAGGAUCUGGUUCAAGCCGCACGCUUCCAUAAGAUUCCUAUCUUCUACGGCCUUCACCAGACCUGCACGGAGAACAGCUUCUUCGGCUGGAAACACAUGACGCCCAAUAAUGUCAAGCAGCAGAGGCUGCAGUUCUUCAAGGAGGGUUCGUUCGGAGCCGAGAUCUAUGAAGGGUUGCAACCAGAUCCCGCAAAUGGGGAUGUGGUCGUGAGUCGUCAUUGGAAUAGCAGUUCGUUUCAGCAUACCGAUCUGGAUUUCCAGCUUCGACAGCGCGAGAUCACAAAUUUGGUUUUCGCUGGAUUGACAGCAAAUACCUGUCUUGAGGCUACUGCUCGAGAUGCUUUUGAACAUGGAUACAACAUUACUCUCUUGAAGGAUGCUACAGCGAGCUGGUCGAGGGAGCUUGCAAACGCAGCGGUGGACCUUGUGUGGCCUUUGUUUUCGCAAAAGGUAAUAACGGUGAAUGAGUGGAUUGAAAGUCUGUGGUAG